CUCAGAGAGCGUCAGAAGCCCAGUUUGUUGCAGGAGAAACAGGACUGUAUCAACAUGGCUCAGGCGCAGCUGGACACAGAUAUGCAACUGGAACACGCCUCCCAGAGCUUCUUGAGAGAAGCCCUGAAUCCUGGAGAGAAUAUUCUCUACAGAAGACGACUGUGGGUUCUCUUCAUGAGAUCGUUGUGGGAAAGAUACGUGACCCCGCGUGAAGUGGCUGCAAGGCUAGCGCCUCUUCAGCGACACAUGGACCCUUUGGUUUCAGCUUGGGCUGACGACAGUUUCCACAUGCUCUGGCUCUAUGAUGACAUCCUCCCCACGCCCGAGGCACAAAGCCCGGCCAGCCCAGCCCAGUCUGACACCGACCACGUGGCGCCCGUGGCGGGAAACUCAAACCACUUGCAGAAAAACGACCCCAAUGUCAGAUGGAACAGCAUACGUCAAGGUUGUAAACUACAGACUGUUUUGGCGCAGGAAUUGUACCAAGCAGCAGAAGUACCACAAGGACCUUGUGGCUUACCAGAAAUUCAGAAAUUCCAGGAACAUCUAACGGAUUACCAGAUCAUUGUUGUGUCGGCCAAGGAAUUGAACGAAGUGGUGUUCAAGGGUCCACACCAUGAACAAAAAUUAAUCCUAUAUUUAAUAGAUGAACACUAUCAUGUCAUAACGAGCAUGCCAUCAUUUAUGGAACGAACGUACUUCUGUUGGUCGUGUAACAAAGGUUAUAACGAUCGAAAAUGUCACAAAUGCGAGGAAGUGUGCAGAUUAUGUCAAGUACAGUGAGCAACGUAGGCAUGU
Molecule: messenger RNA, 798 nt
Organism: Branchiostoma floridae (Florida lancelet)
Lineage: Eukaryota; Metazoa; Chordata; Leptocardii; Amphioxiformes; Branchiostomatidae
Exons: 4
Coding region: 55-783 (242 amino acids)
Source: RefSeq, a predicted model, not a curated record